Aspergillus ruber CBS 135680 is the source of this 4062-nucleotide messenger RNA. Its product is annotated as putative dynactin. Gene Ontology annotation, biological process: cytoplasmic microtubule organization. The coding region runs from base 1 to 4062 and encodes 1353 amino acids. Lineage: Eukaryota; Fungi; Ascomycota; Eurotiomycetes; Eurotiales; Aspergillaceae. The transcript is spliced from 2 exons. The record is from RefSeq and is a predicted model, not a curated record. Gene Ontology annotation, molecular function: microtubule plus-end binding. Gene Ontology annotation, cellular component: cytoplasm; nucleus; microtubule plus-end.
AUGGGUGACAUAUCUCCCGGUUCCGUGGUCCUACUGCCGGACGGCAAGAGAGCUACUGUUCGGUACGUUGGUAACACCAGAUUCGCCGCAGGGGACUGGAUUGGCCUCGAACUAGAAGAGCCGGCGGGGAAGAACGAUGGAUCGGUCAGGGGAGAACGGUAUUUUGAUUGCGAACAAGACUAUGGAGUGUUCGUCCGUUCUUCUGUUACUUUGACUCUCGUUGAGCGUCCAGCCAAGCCCGCUCCUAAGGGGAACACCGGUAAUGCACCGCCGACGAGCAGGGCAAGGGCGCAAACUGGAGCGGGAAUCAAGAAGCCAGGCGUAAGUGCUUUGCCCUCUGCAAAUGCGAAGAGACACAGCGUUAGCACGGCCAAUCCCUCGUCUGCUGCGAAAGCCGCUGCCCAACGGCCAGGCUUGAGGUCUCCACUGAAAUCGCCCACGAAGCAGCCGUCCUCUCGUAACCUGUCAAUCGACGAGACCUCACGCCCACCGGCCACUAGAUCCCGGCCAUCAAGUACUACCAAGGCCUCCAUGGGUCCUCCGCCGGCUCCCUCCGCUGCCUCACGUACACCGCGACCAUCGAUAUCGGGUCCAACGCACAGGACGAGACAAAGCCUGGGUUCGACAGGUGCGGCGCUUUCCAAGCGCCCCUCCCUGCGCCACCUUGCCUCCAAUAAUUCCUCAGCUGCGGAAACGGAAAGUGGACAAUCGGACGUCGUGAUCGAUUCUGCUGGAGCUGAUGGAGAUGAUCCGGAUGAUGGGAAUUCCGCACCAAGAGCGCCUCCGGGCUCGUCGCGGAUGUCAAUUGCUACUGCUCGGCCACGGUUAUCACAAUCAUCGACACCGAAGCCGCCACAAAACAGCACGGUUACGAGAGAACUGGAUGAAUUGAGAACAAAGUUGAAAGUAAUGGAGAAGAAGCGAGGCGACGAUCGAGAGAAGCUCAAGAUGCUCGAACAAUUACAAUCAGAGCGCGACAAGUUCGAGGGAAUUAUCCAGAAAUUACAGGCCAAAUACCAACCGCAACAGGUUGAGCUAGGUGAAUUGCGAAAGCAACUGAAAGAGUCGCAAGCGAGACUGGAAGAGAUUGAGCAGAUUCAGGGAGAGCAUGAUAGUGUCGUUGAGAUGGCUACCCUCGACCGCGAAAUGGCAGAAGAAACGGCUGAUGCCUACAAACAUGAAUGCGAUGUGCUGAGAGGCAAACUCGAAGAGCUUCAAUUGGAGGUUGAUGUCCUAAGAGACGAAAACGAAGAAUUCGACCAGGGCAUGAGCCCCGAGGAAAAGUCUACUCAAGGCUGGCUGCAAAUGGUAAAGACCAAUGAGCGUCUCCGUGAAGCCUUGAUACGCCUGCGUGAUGUGACUCAGCAACAGGAGAUGGACCUGAAGGACCACAUUAGAGAAAUGGAGGAGGAUUUAGAAGACUAUGCCGCGAUCAAGUCUCAAUAUGAAACUACAAAGGAGAAGUUGUUGGCUUCUGAGAACAAUUUCGAGGACCUCAAACAACAAUUGGAGACCGCUCUCGGUGCCGAAGAGAUGAUCGAAGAGCUUGCAGACAAGAACAUGCGCUACCAGGAGGAAAUAAAUGAACUACACGCGGCUAUUGAAGAUCUCGAAGCUUUGAAGGAGAUCAACGAUGAGCUCGAGUACAACCAUGUUGAAACGGAAAAGCAGCUGCAGGAAGAGAUUGACUUCAAGGAUGGUUUGUUCAAUGAACAAUAUCGCAAGAUCACACAGCAAGAUGAAGUGAUCGAGGAUUUGGAAUACACUCUGGUCAGAUUCCGAGAGCUGGUUUCGACCCUACAAGGGGACCUCGAAGAUAUGCGAGCCUCUCAGCAGAUCACGGAGGCUGAAGCUACCGACCUUACAUCUCGAUCUCGCGCCAUGAUUGAUCUCAACAUGAAGCUCCAGGCAUCAGCAUCCAAGGCCCAGACGAAAACGAUUGACGUCGAAACUGGUCGAAUGGAAGCUGAGGAAGCUGCACUACAUCUGUCCAUUGUGAAGUUAUAUCUUCCUGAAUACUACGAUGGGGAGCGAAAUUCUGUCAUGGCGCUUCUACGCUUCAAGCGUGUUAGCUUCAAGGCAUCGUUGGUAAACAGCACCAUUCGCGAAAGGAAUGCCGACCAGUCGUCAACAUCUCCGUCUCAUGAAGACUUCUUCACAGCCCACGAUGUGCUAGAAAAGCUCCUUUGGAUAUCUUCUCUCUGUGACCGCUUCACAAGUUACAUCGAGAGCUCUUCCGCCGAGAGUUUCAGUGGUAUCAAGAGGGCGUUGUUUGAGAUGGAGCCAGUGGAACGCACGUUGAACUUUUGGCUUGAGAGUCUGAAAAAGAAUGAGAUCAAUAUGAGCAAAUGUGCGGUGGAACUACAGAGAUCCAUUGCUCUUUUGGCGCAUCUCGCAGAAACCAUGCUCCCAACGUCGCUGGAAGCGUCUGCUGGUGAACUUUCCAUGCGUGCCCAUUUGACUCAAUCAUACCUCGACCACUCUGCGUCAUGUCUCUCGCGGCUCCGAUCUGUGCUGCAGUCUAAGAUUUCCGUUCCGGAGGGAGGCAACGAGGAGAUCUCUCUACUUUUUAAUAAGAUGGAGGGGCUUUCAUCUCAGGCCCGUGGAUCUAAGGUAGCCAUGGGGAAGAUUUACCGUGCGGUUUCUGACUUGCAAGCAAGAUCGCUUGCUCUUCCUAGUGAUGCAGCGGAGCCCUUCAAGAAGGUCGAGGAUUCUGGCAAAGACCUCUCGUUGCUAUCCCGACAACUAGGAGAGAACAUCCUGGCACUUAUCCACGACGAAGCGCGCACGGAGCCACUCAGCCUGAUAGAAACCCUAGACAGCCUGUCUCAAACUUCGUUAUCCUUCGACCAAACCUCAGAACCGAAGAGCGGGAACAAUGAUGCCAUGUCCUUGAUUGGCACCAAGCUGCGUGGCAUUACUGAAUCCCUGGAGGAGCUCGACUCAAUUUCAUCCAACCUAUCCCUCACAACUGAGUUUGAAAAGCGUCCCGCACCAUGGAUCGCAAGAUCCGAAGAGCUAAAAUCCAACAAAGCCAUCUCCCCAGACGCAGACGAUAAAAUCAGCCAACUGAAGAGCGAAAUCCAAGAAGCCUCAACAGCCCUAGGCGUCAAAGACAAAACCAUCGAAGAACAAGCCAUCAAAGUCGAACUCGUCGAGUCCCGAAUGCGCGAAGCAAGCAAAAAAGCCUCAAUGGUCAAAGAACUCGAAGCCAAGAUCGAAGCACUCCAAGCCCAACACACAGACCUCACCGACACAGUCGAGAAACAGCGCAAAGACCUCGAAGCCACAGAAGCAGAGCGCGAAGAGCUCAAAUCCCGCCUCGAAAGAGUCAAACACGCCUCCGGAACAACGGGCGUCACAACAACAGCCGAUGGCGUCGUCGUCGACGGCAGCGGCGCCUCCCUGGCCACAAUACACGAGAAUGAAGCCCUCCGUGCCGAAGUUAAGAGCCUCCAAGCAGCAGUCCGCUUUUUGCGCGAAGAAAACCGCCGCGCAAACAUGCUCGAUCCCUUCUCCAUCCAGCGCGCCGCCGACAUGCACUCCUGGCUUGACGUCCCGCUCACCCAAUCCGCAAACAACAGCACCAACGGCCAGCGCGAAAAGACCCAGCAAACCGCAGCAGAAAGCAGAGAUGCCUUCGUGCACCUCCUCAAACUCGCCAAGGACUCGCAUGUCAGCGAUCUCAAGUCAUCCAUGGCCUACCACGCUGAAGGCGAGAGUCGUACGGCAUGGCGCCCCUCCAAGACUAAACUGCGCUACCAAGUCCUGCAACAACGCGAAAACUACGAGCGCUGGGCCGAAUGGCGCGACGAUAUCGUCUCCCACGAGAAAGAACAGGACAGACUUGCUCUCGCAAAAAAGGAGCGUCUGCUUCGCGAACAGGCUAGAAAACACCAUAUGUCGAGGAAAGAUUCUAUGGCUGCCGGGGAGUUUGGGAUGAUGGGACAGGCGUGGAGAAUACUGGGGAUGCAGCAUCAGCAUCAGCAGCAAGGGCAGAGGGAUGAGAAGAAAUCGCCGAUUAGUCGAUUGGUUGAGCCGGCUAUUGCGCCGUUUUCUUAG